Anisakis simplex (herring worm) is the source of this 528-nucleotide messenger RNA. Lineage: Eukaryota; Metazoa; Nematoda; Chromadorea; Rhabditida; Anisakidae. The record is from the annotation of a GenBank genome assembly.
AUGAGGUGGAUGAUAUUGCUGUUGUAUCUGCUUCAAAAACUCAUUCCACUCUUCAUCGAUAUGAGGUAUUUCCAGCUGAAUGACGAUGGCCUGUGUGCUGCUUCAUCCAUGAACGAUGUGGAGAGUUUUGGAGAUACAUUCAAAAAUGUUUAUGCACUUUCAGAAUCUAUGGAACCAAUCAAGGUGAUAGAAACGCCACGAAAGGCGAUUGAUAUCGUUCGUUCAGUUACUGCACGUGAUGCGUUACCAGAGGCAAACGAGCACGCUGAAUCUCAGCCGUCUUCGGCGAUACGUGGCUCAAGUGCACCAGUCACAUUCAAACCCGUCUCAAGAAUGAAUCGUUUGGAACGAUUGAACGAUUUUAAGCGAGCAACAAUUAGAGAUGUUAGCGAUGAUGUUGGGCCAAAUAACAAAAUUCAUAUGCAUGAUCAGAGCAGUGAGAAACGAUGCAUAAACGAGUUGGACGCAGAAAAUGUUGAAAGUAUUAUCAAUGCGUUGACAUCUACUUUGACGAAUGUACGUUUGUAG